AAUGGGUAAUAAUGUGUCCCUGCCAACGGAUAAGAAAAUAUCAAAAGUUGAAGGAAUCGAUCAUUUCUUUAUCGAUUUAGACCUAAGUGAUAGGAGAGUUGUUUAUGAUUAUUUAUUGGAGAAAAAAUUAUGUAAAGAUUUGAAUGGAAAAUGGGAAUUUAACGAUUAUAAGGUGAUACCUCAUAAGAAUUUAAAGAAGAAACUGCAAAUAGCUCUGAUCCAUGCUGGCUUGAACAGCCUUGAUACAUUUGAAAAGAGAGUACCUAAGACUGGUGAACAGACUGGUGAAAAGAAAAAAUCGUCGUCAGAACGUCUCCAAUCAUCGACUUCAAAACGAAAAGAGUGUUUAUUACCAAAAGGAUGCGACGAGGAGGGAUACGAUGACAUGUUUAAGAAUAUUCAACUUAAUACGGCUUCUGGAUGUGCACCAUUUGGAGUUAUUCCAAUUUAUAAGGAAGGAGAAGUCAUUUCUGGAAAAGUUUACCUAAAAACAAAUAAGAAUAUUGAUCUAGAAACUUUACAAGUUCAGUUGUAUGGAUCCGCAGAAAUAGCUGACACAAUUUCUUUAGAAGCUAUGUCUUUCGACAUUGCGAGGAAGGAUGUUUUAUUAGACAUUUCAAAAGAACUUUGGAAUAAAAAGGAUGAAACUUUUACGAAUAUGAAUGAAAAGAGUCCAGGGAUUAAUUCAAGCAAGUGUCUAGCAGCAGGUGAUUAUGAAUGGCCUUUUUCUUUUAAACUGAGUGGAACCAAUAUACAGCCAUCCAUUCCUCAUCUAUCCGAUACAAAUGAAUCAUUUUUCUUUAUACAUUAUUUUGUUAAAGCUAGUUUGAAUAAAGGGAAUUGCUGUGGUCGUGGAAAUAUAGCAACUCAUCAGGGAAUAUGGCUAACAAAAGAUUUCGAUGUAGCUACCGACAAAGAAAAUUUGUUGAAAGUUUCCGAGAAGAAGAAUCAAAAAACUGGAAUUUUAAAUGAUGGAUUUAUUGAUGUUGAAGCAAGUAUUCCCAAAAGAGGAUAUGUUGCGGGAGAGAGUAUACCAAUCAACAUUGAAAUUGAUAAUAAAAGUGGAGAAACUAUUCAAGGCGUAAUCGCUAAGGUACGAUUAAGUGGAAAAUUUCGAACAGAUACCUCAGCAAUUUGCGUGGAAUGUCCUGUUAAAUUAGAGUCCGAUCCUAUAGUGUUUGGUUCUAUUGCAUCUGGAGAAUCUCCUAAUCUUCUUCACAACAUAGGACGACUAGUUGCAUACUUUAGUUUGAAAAAAUUAGGUAAAAUUAUGCCUAAGAAAGGUAAAGGAGAUUCUAAGGGAGCUAAAGGUGCAUCUGGAGGUGAAGCCAGCGGUGGUAAGGAGAAGAAAGGCGGAAACUCUGUUAAAGUUCGCCAUAUUCUCUGUGAGAAACAGUCGAAGGUGUUGGAAGCUAUGGAAAAGCUUAAAAGUGGAAUGAAAUUUAAUGAAGUUGCUGCUACAUAUAGUGAAGAUAAAGCAAGAAGUGGUGGAGAUUUGGGAUGGAUGAUAAGAGGUGGAAUGGUAGGACCUUUUCAAGAUGCCGCUUUUGCUCUCCCCAUAAGUAAUUUGAAUAAUCCUGUGUAUACAGACCCUCCUGUUAAAACAAAAUUCGGUUAUCAUAUUAUAAUGGUCGAAGGAAAGAAAUGA
Molecule: messenger RNA, 1648 nt
Organism: Dimorphilus gyrociliatus
Lineage: Eukaryota; Metazoa; Annelida; Polychaeta; Dinophilidae
Source: the annotation of a GenBank genome assembly